This is a messenger RNA of Psylliodes chrysocephalus, 446 nucleotides long. Lineage: Eukaryota; Metazoa; Arthropoda; Insecta; Coleoptera; Chrysomelidae. The record is from the annotation of a GenBank genome assembly.
AUGGUGCAGGAAGCAAACAUCGCAAGUUGGAUUAUCUGCAGUAUAUGAACUUUGUACGGGCCGUCUCAAAAAAUUCAUUCACUUUAGCGGCACUGCCUUCAACAUCAGAUGCGGGCCAUCAUCAUUCAUUGCAUACUCUAUUAGAGCAUGGAUGGCGAAGAACAACUACACGACUGGACGCAGUACGGAUGGCAAAGGAAUCACCUCCUGAUGUUUUACUUAAGAACAUCUCGUGCAUAUGCAAGAAAGGUUGUAGAUUUGCUUGUGUUUGUCGUAAAAUAGGAUAUAAAUGUUCGAUUCUGUGUUUACACAGUGCUGGGAUGUCCUGCGAAAACAUUCUGGACCAGAUUGCGUUAGACGACGACAAUACAGAAUUUGCCGAAAACGUUCACGAUCGGUUACAGGACGAUGAGGACCAAACGUAAGACGCCGAGUUUGACGAAUAA